This is a messenger RNA of Oldenlandia corymbosa var. corymbosa, 3268 nucleotides long. The record is from the annotation of a GenBank genome assembly. NCBI's taxonomy places the organism in Eukaryota, Viridiplantae, Streptophyta, Magnoliopsida, Gentianales, Rubiaceae.
AUCACAUUGUUCUCUCUCUCUUUCCCUGUUUCUGUUUUUCAUUUUUCAUUCACAUUUUCCAUCUCCCCUGCGCUACUUUCUCUCUCGCAGAAUUGAAAAUAAGAAAAAAUCCAAACCCAUCAGAAACUUCCAGUUUCGAAUCACGUUCUUCCUCAACAGAAGAAGAAUCAUCUUUGAACUGGGUACUGAAGUGGGAUUUCAUAGUCAAGGAAAAGAAAUGGAACAAGAUUUCAUGGGCUUGCGGACUGUGAAAGUGAAGAAAGAGGUUCCUGAAGAAACAAAUGACCCUCCAGGUAUAUUGUUGUGCUGUGAUUCUUAUUAAUCCUCUUUUCUGAAAUGGAUUUGCCAUUAAUUUGUUGGUAUUCCGGAACAACAGGGGAGAACAAGAUGAAAGAUCCUUAUUGCAAAAAAGAACGUCUUUUUUUUUUUUUUUUUUCCCCAACAUAGUGUUAACUUAAUUUCUUUCUGUGGAAAUCCCGGAACAAAUUUUCAUGCUUUUAAGUCAACAAGCCAAAAUAGUUCAUGGGUUUUCAAUAUUUUCUUGUCCUUUGGCAUAUGUUCCGCCAGACUGCAACUAGGACUGUUACCGUGGUAAAAAAACGGAGUUGUCUGUAUUUACCUUUGGUUUGUAUUCUGGUUUGUCGUAUUGAAGAAGUAAAUAUACCAUUUUUCUUGCAAUGUUUUUGAUGGAGUGGUUCACGUUUAUUCAAAGAAUGAUUCAAAUGAAUGAUAAAGAAUGAAGUUUUAUUUGAGCAGUUUACUGGUUCAGUUUGUAAAGAGAUUGGGGGGUGGGGGGCCUUCAUCUUUCCUAGUUGGGCUUGCUUUUUGGUGGUAGAUCUUUUAUGUGGAAAUUUUUUAUACCUUUCUUGUUUCUUGUGUUAGUUAAAUUCUUCGAUAUGCUAACAUGCCCCUCAUGAGCCCUUUGAUUAAUAUGUUUGUUUGAUUAACAAUUGUUUAAUGCAACUAGUUGUGCCUUCCAAGUAGUCUCCUGUAUUUAUACUAAACUAUUGUUUCUUCUGUUGUAGUACUACCAAGAAAGAUUAAUUUUUUAAUCAUGAUGGCUUUAUUAAAAUAAUCAAGUUGCAGUACCCCAGAUUAUUUAAUUCUAGUUUUUUAAGUUUGUUUGACCAGAAGGGUCUCAUUAUUCUUUACUUAAUUUGCUUUAGUUAGUACAGAGACAUUGGUAAUAUUAUAAUUUAUAUUCAACAUGAGAUGCCUAGUUAUUCAUAAUUUAUUUUGGUGAACAUGUUCAUCCCCCCUUUACAGCUGCACUCAUCAAGCACUUUGAGUUCUUUAAGUUUAGAGUCUCCUAGAGCCCUAAUAUAAAAGUGGUACCAAAGUUUGUUAAAGAUUCCACUUUUUUCAAACUUAGUGAGGAGGAGAUUUGGGUUCUCUUCUGUUUUGCCUUUUGCAACUUUCACUUCACCAAAUUACUGCGUGGUAGUUGCUUAUUAGCUCCAGUUAGAGGUCCAAUGAUGCGGUGGUCCUUCCCGAAUAAGGUUCCUACCAACUCUCCGUUCUUCACUUUGAACAGCACUAGUACUGUUGCUGCUCCAGGUUCAAAAGAUGAUAAGCCCAAGACUGGUUUUGAGGCUCUAGCAUCAACUGGAUUGGUGACUAUAACCACAACAGAGGCUGUUGAUUCCACUCAGAAAUCAUUUUCUUCUGUUAUGCAGAAGAAUAUGGUUCCUGAUAACCAAGGAGGAGCAGCUCGCUAUAGUAUGACCUCCUAUCUUGCCAAGCCUUUUGAUUCACAGUCACUUCAUCGUCCUCACGAUGCCAGAACACUCCCACUCCCCACAAGUCUGACCACCCCUGUUCAUCAAUCCUUUAUUUCAUCUGUUGGACAAAUUGGUUCUACAACAAGCUCUGCCCCUGUGGUUAAUUCAAGCCCCUUGGUUGGAACUACUGAAUUAAGGAGCACUUCUAAGCCCUCAGGGGCUCCAGCUCAGUUGACCAUCUUCUAUGCUGGUUCAGUCUGUGUUUACGAUGAUAUUUCCCCUGAAAAGGCUCAAGCUAUCAUGUUAUUGGCCGGAAAUGCGCCUUCAUUGGGUUCGAAUUCUUCUGUCCCUGCAGCUCCAGUUCAGUCGGUCCAGCCAGUACCGGCAGUUCAGGCAUCAGUAGUUAGGCCAUCUAUCAUAGAUAGCUUUGUGGUUAACCAAUCACAUAUCUCGAAACCUAGUGUUCCUAGUUCCAUUCCUAUGACCUGCCAUAGCUCAGCAGCUUCUCUUCUCCCAACUGAUGCAACCCCGUUAAGGGCAGUUCUCCCAGCUGAUGUAUCACCAUUGAGUGGUGUUGUCGCUACUGAUGCAUCUCCAUUGAGAACAAUUUUUCCUCCCGGUUUAUCUUCAAUGAGGACAGUUCAGAGCCUGGCAUCCCCUCCUAGUAGACCAGAGCCUUCCAAACAAGCUAGUACAUCAUCAGCUCAACCUAAGUUAUCUCCAGCAGCUGGCGUGCCUCAGUUUCGGAAAGCAUCUUUGGCUAGAUUCUUGGAGAAGCGCAAGGAAAGGUAAUUGAGUGGUAGUUAAGUGCUUCAGGAGUUAACUUAUUAAUAGCUUUCUUUCUAAGAUUCAGGUAUCAGAAUGAAAAUGGCUUGCUAGGCCUUAAUUUUUUGAGUUUGCUUUUAUCAUCAGGACUUUGAAUGCAUCACCAUAUGCUGCUCCUGAAAACCCAUCCAAAGAAUGUGACAUCCCGGCAUCCGGAAGCAGAAGUAUUUCUGUGAACUCUUCUGGUUCUUCUGCUCUCCCUGCUAGUACGUAGUGUUAGCUGUGGAGAUGAAUAUGUGACAUUGGCCAAAAGUGAAAAGAAAUAAAAAACAGAAGCAUAAGCCGAAGGAAAUUAUGUUUUAGAUCAUAUAUAUAUAUAUAUUUUGUAUUCUUUUGGCUUAAUUUUUGUGGCUGGUUAGAUGUGAUUUUAGGUAAUCUGUAGUAUUUGUUUAGGGUUUUUUUGAUUUCUUUUAUUUUUUUUACACUCUAAAAUUGUUUGAAAUUACUGCUAUUGUUGAUUGAUAGCAACACUGUAAUAUAUUGUUUUGUUUAUCAUAGUACUUGUUAAGAAGAAUUAGGGAAGUCUCGUUUUCUUUUUCCCCUCUAAUAGGAACGAUUUUUCCCUUUUUUUUAAUACUUUUUUCUUGGCAUGUACUAAUAUCAUAAUAAUUAUUUUCAAAUUAUAACUUGGAUUGCAUCAUAAUCACAUUUAAUGUCCAAAGUGGCCUGUUAAUGAUCAUUAAUUGCCACACUUCAUAUUAUUAAUAAUUUUUGUAAUUUUC